AUGAAUUUCAAUAAUUUGAAUGAGCAGAUAACUACCAACAUGGACAUAUUUCAGCCGACAAAGGUAGAUACAUUUAUCAUCAAAGCCUACAAGAUUGUAACUGAUGGAACAAUCUUGAACAGCUAUCAUAUUACAACUUCUUCAUCAAGUCCCUUAAAUAAUAGUAAUAGUGGAAACGUAGCGAAUGAUCAGGAUGAGACAGAUACAGACGCAUUGAAUAAUAAUAAUAAUACUGGGAAAGUUCAAAGGCGAAAAAAGAAAGGGUCCACAAUACAUCCACAGUACUCUAAGACGUUUGUCAAAUUAUCAAAAAUAUAUAAUUCUUUGUUAUCAAAUGGACUCUUUGGUGAUGUUUCUACUUCUCCAAAAUCCGAUAUUGAAUUAUUUCAAAGAUUUCAACAGAUAUUAAAGGAAUUAGAAUUAAAUUUUGAGAUGAGUCCAUAUUCCAAAUAUUUUAAUAAAGUCAGUGAAACUUUGUUCCAAGUGAAAGAAGACAACGAAUUAACAUUUGAUGAUCCAUUUUGGAUCACUUUAACUGAUGCAAUUCUUAACUAUUAUAACCCUAGAACAGGAAAGAUUAUUAAUCAGGGUCGUAAGAAAAAUGUUGUGAAGAGAAAUGUAUCUGCUGGGAAGAACACUAAUGCAUCAGAGACCACAAAUAAUAACGAUUUUUUCAAUGUCACCAAUAAUAUGUUAACUGACCCAACUCUAUCAUUACAAUUACAAAGAAAAUUACAAAUGAUACCACAGGAUGUAUCUUCAAGAUCACUAAAUGGGUAUUAUACACAACCAACUAGUCCUGGAUCAGGUGGAUUCCCAUUCAACUUGGGAGGUACUGAUGACGAUGACAUAUUGGGAAAUAAUUUCAAUAAUGAUACUACAGGGAUUCCAUUCAAUUCAAAUGAUGGUGGUAGUAAUAAUAAUAAUAAUAAUAGUAAUAAUAGUAAUAAUAACAAUAAUAAUGGGAACAUACCGUUACAGAAUGGGAAUAAUAAUUUCAGUUAUAUGAACCAUAAAAAAAGAAGGUCAUUGGGAUCAUUAACGUUGGACGAAUCCGCAAUGGAUGAUUUAUUAAGAUUUACCAACAUAAAUAAAAAACAAAGAACACCUCAAUCCUUUAAUAAUAUUAUUGACGACUUUAGAUUUCCAAGCAAUGGUGUCCCCCUGGAGAAAGUCGCAUUGACAAAAAUGAGCAAUGUCGAAGUAAUGAAGGAUGGAGAUACGGAAACUGGUGGUAAUACAAAUGUAAAUUCUAGUGGACCUUUAACAACAUCUUCUCUUCCCGUGAAUGGGAUCAACACUGAAACGGGUCAAACUUCAGCUUCAAAUUCAGCUCCAAAUACAAAUAUGACCAACAUUACUGAGACGAAUUCCAAUGGACAAUCUGUAAUCGAACAAGUCUCUAACAAUAACGAUAAUGUUAGCGGAACUGGUAUUCUAACUACACUGGACAAUGAUUUAGUUAAUUCUGGCAAUAAACAAAACGUAGUAGACUCUAUGAACAGUAAUGACAUAAACCCCAUAUCCAUGAACAAUAACAAUAUGUCUGAUUCGGGAAGGGUCAACACAAUGCAAAUAACACCAGAAAGUACCAUGAAUUCUAACACAGCAAAUAUAAAUUUGAGUUCACACACUGGGGAAUCCCGACCAAAUUGUGUGGGUGCCAGUAACAUAACCAGUAGUGCAUUUUCUGGACAGCAUGGCAACGGGGCUAUGAAUAACUCAAUAGCAAAUGCUCCUAUGUUAGAUGCGCUCUUUCAAGAAUUACAUGGCAAAUAUGAGGCUAUUAUGAUAGAGAAGGACAAAAGGAUAGGUUCUCUUGAGGCAGAAUUAGAAUCACAGAGACAGGAAACAAUGUGGUUGCGAAAAAUGCUCAUAGAGGACAUGGGUUACAUUAGGAACUUCCUACAAAACACACAAACCUGA
Maudiozyma saulgeensis is the source of this 1926-nucleotide messenger RNA. The record is from the annotation of a GenBank genome assembly. Lineage: Eukaryota; Fungi; Ascomycota; Saccharomycetes; Saccharomycetales; Saccharomycetaceae.